This is a messenger RNA of Pipistrellus nathusii (Nathusius's pipistrelle), 2286 nucleotides long. The record is from the annotation of a GenBank genome assembly. NCBI's taxonomy places the organism in Eukaryota, Metazoa, Chordata, Mammalia, Chiroptera, Vespertilionidae.
AUGCCGAACUUCUGCGCGGCCCCCAACUGCACGCGGAAGAGCACGCAGUCGGACCUGGCCUUCUUCAGGUUCCCGAGGGACCCGGCCAGAUGCCAGAAGUGGGUGGAAAAUUGUAGGCGAGCAGACUUAGAAGAUAAAACACCUGAUCAACUAAAUAAACAUUAUCGAUUAUGUGCCAAACACUUUGAGACCUCUAUGAUCUGUAGAACUAGUCCUUAUAGGACAGUUCUUCGAGAUAAUGCAAUACCAACAAUAUUUGAUCUUACCAGUCAUUUGAACAAUCCACAUAGUAGACACAGAAAACGAAUAAAAGAAUUGAGUGAAGAUGAAAUCAGGACACUAAAACAGAAAAAAAUUGACGAAACUUCUGAACAGGAACAAAAACAUAAAGAGAUCAACAACAGCAAUGCUCAGAACUCCAAUACAGACGUGGGUGAAGAACAGGAUGAAGACAUUUUACCUUUAACCCUUGAAGAGAAGGAAAACAAAGAAUACUUAAAAUCUUUAUUUGAAAUUUUGAUUCUUAUGGGAAAACAAAACAUACCUCUAGAUGGACAUGAAGCUGAUGAAGUCCCAGAAGGUCUCUUUACUCCUGAUAACUUUCAGGCACUGCUGGAGUGCCGGAUAAAUUCGGGGGAAGAGGUUCUGAGAAAGCGCUUUGAGACAACAGCAGUCAACACCCUGUUCUGUUCAAAAGCACAGCAGAAACAGAUGCUGGAGAUCUGUGAGAGCUGCAUUCGGGAAGAAACGCUCAGGGAAGUGAGAGACUCUCACUUCUUCUCCAUUCUCACUGACGACGUAGUGGACAUAGCAGGGGAAGAGCACCUGCCUGUGUUGGUGAGGUUCGUUGACGAAGCUCAUAACCUGAGAGAGGAAUUUGUGGGUUUCCUGCCUUACGAAGCCGAUGCGGAAAUGUUGGCUAUGAAAUUUCACACUACGAUCACUGAAAAGUGGGGAUUAAACAUGGAAUAUUGUCGUGGCCAGGCUUACAUUGUGUCCAGUGGAUUUUCUUCCAAAAUGAAAGUUGUUGCUUCUAGACUUUUGGAGAAAUAUCCCCAAGCUGUCUACACACUCUGCUCUUCCUGUGCCUUAAAUAUGUGGUUGGCAAAAUCGGUGCCUGUUAUGGGAGUGUCUGUUGCAUUAGGAACAAUUGAGGAAGUUUGUUCUUUUUUCCAUCGAUCACCACAACUGCUUUUAGAGCUUGACAAUGUAAUUUCUGUCCUCUUUCAGAACAAUGAGGAAAGGGGUAAAGAACUGAAGGAAAUUUGCCAUUCCCAGUGGACAGGCAGGCAUGAUGCUUUUGAAGUCUUAGUGGACCUCCUGCAAGCACUUGUUUUAUGUUUAGAUGGUAUAAAUAAUGAUACAAAUAUUAGAUGGAAUAACUGUAUAGCAGGCCGAGCAUUUGUACUCUGUAGUGCUGUAACAGAUUUUGAUUUCGUUGUUACCAUUGUCGUUCUUAAAAAUGUUCUCUCUUUUACAAGAGCCUUUGGGAAAAAUCUCCAGGGUCAGACCUCUGAUGUCUUCUUUGCAGCCAGUAGCUUGACUGCGGUGCUGCAUUCGCUAAACGAAGUGAUGGAAAAUAUUGAAGUUUAUCAUGAAUUUUGGUUUGAGGAAGCCACCAACUUGGCAACCAAACUUGAUAUUCAGAUGAAGCUCCCUGGGAAAUUCCGCAGAGCUCAUCAAGGGAACCUGGACUCUCAGCUGACCUCAGAGAGCUACUAUAAAGAAGCUCUAAGUGUUCCAACAGUGGAGCACAUUAUUCAGGAACUGAAAGAUAUAUUCUCAGAACAGCACCUCAAAGCUCUUAAAUGCUUAUCUCUGGUCCCCUCUGUCAUGGGACAGCUCAAAUUCAAUACAUCGGAGGAGCACCAUGCUGACAUGUACAGAAGCGACUUACCCAAUCCUGAUACACUCUCAGCCGAGCUGCAUUGUUGGAGAAUCAAGUGGAAACACAGAGGGAAAGACAUAGAGCUUCCAUCCACCAUUUAUGAAGCCCUCCACCUUCCAGACAUCAAGUUUUUUCCUAAUGUUUAUGCAUUGCUGAAGGUCCUGUGUAUUCUUCCUGUGAUGAAGGUUGAGAAUGAACGCUAUGAAAAUGGGCGGAAGCGUCUCAAAGCAUACCUGAGGAACACUUUGACAGACCAAAGGUCAAGUAACUUAGCUUUGCUUAACAUAAAUUUUGAUAUAAAACAUGAUUUGGAUUUAAUGGUGGACACAUAUAUCAAACUCUAUACAACUAAAUCAGAGCUUCCUACAGAUAAUUCGGAAACUACCGAAAAUACCUGA